AUGUCUCCCAAAUCAGAGGUCGCGAUAGGAGCCCGUCAUGGCGGGACUGAACAGUCCCGUGCUCAUAACGGCCAAGGAACAAGCACAGAUCCCUUCAUCGUGGAGUUCAAAAGAGAUGAUCCAGAGAACCCUAUGAAUUGGUCGGCCUCGAGAAAGUGGUUCAUUGCUUUUAUCGUAACCUCUUCUGUGUUUGCCGUUACGUUCGCGUCUUCCGCGUAUUCCGACUCCAGCGAUGAAAUAAUCAAAGAUUUCAAUAUCAGCACGGAGGUCUUUUCUGUAGGGAUAAGCCUCUUUAUCUUGGGGUUUGCUGUCGGGCCGGCAGUAUGGGCACCUUUGCUUCUCUGA
Aspergillus luchuensis is the source of this 345-nucleotide messenger RNA. RefSeq lists its product as uncharacterized. Gene Ontology annotation, biological process: transmembrane transport. Bases 1 to 345 code for a protein of 114 amino acids. Gene Ontology annotation, molecular function: transmembrane transporter activity. The transcript is spliced from 2 exons. The record is from RefSeq and is a predicted model, not a curated record. NCBI's taxonomy places the organism in Eukaryota, Fungi, Ascomycota, Eurotiomycetes, Eurotiales, Aspergillaceae.